AUGGCGGCGGAAAGCACAACUACAGCUGCCGUGAACAGCGGCGUCAGGAUCUUUGUGACGGUCGCCGUCUCCUUUGCCCCAUUCCUCCUAGCUAUGGCCGUGCCAAGACUUCUGCAACUGCUGGGUCGUUCGCUAGGAUGGUACCUCAGGAAGAAGACUGAGGGCAGGCGGUCGUUGCUCAUCUCCCUGAUGAAUGAAGAAGCCAGUAUGUCACAGGACAAGAACCUUGAGACCAAGAGCACGUCCAGCGGGGAGUGGCAGAAAGUUCAGAAGCAAGACGUCGAUCCGGACUGGGCUGGCAUCGUAGGCUUCUUCCAUCCAUUUUGCAACGCCGGCGGAGGUGGUGAGCGCGUGCUCUGGGCAGCGAUCCGUGCGACGCAGAACAAGUGGCCCAAGGCCAAGUGUGUAGUCUACACUGGCGACCACGAGGUCACCAAGGACCAGAUCCUAUCUCGAGUCAAGAGCCGCUUCAACAUCAGCUUGCACCCUCCAGCCGUGACGUUUCUCUACCUGUCGAAACGCGAUUGGGUGGUUGCGUCCACAUGGCCUCGCUUCACCCUGCUUGGCCAAUCCCUCGGCUCCAUGUACCUCGCCUGGGACGCCUUUUCCCUGCUCGUCCCUGACAUCUUCGUCGACACCAUGGGCUACGCCUUUUCCCUCGGCGUCUCAAAGUGGCUGUUUCCCGAGAUCCCGACUGGCGCCUACGUGCAUUACCCGACCAUCUCGACCGACAUGCUGGAGUCGUUGGACCCUGACUCCAAGACGGGCUCGCAAGGGGUAAACGCAGGCCAGGGCGUUGGCAUCCGCGGCACGAUCAAGAAAUGGUACUGGAUGCGCUUCUCCGAGCUCUACUCGUGGGUGGGCUCCUCCAUUGACGUCGUCAUGGCCAACUCGACAUGGACGCGCACUCAUCUCACCAAGCUCUGGGGUCCUUGGCGUGAGGUGAAGGACAGGAGGAACCCCAUCCCCGCCAUCUUCCCUCCCUGUGCGGUCGAAGAGCUCGAGCAGGAGAUUGAGAUCUCUGAGGAGAGCGAGACGAAGCGCGAGAAAGCUAUGGUCUACAUUGCCCAAUUCCGCCCCGAGAAAAACCACAAGCUCAUCGUCCAGUCGUUUGCCAAGUUUGUCAUGACAGGGACCGACGCGGCCAAAGGGGCCAAGCUGAUUCUCAUUGGGAGUGUGCGCGAUGACCAUGACUCGAAACGUGUCUACGAGCUGCGCCUGCUGGUCAACGAGCUUCACAUCAAGGACAGGGUCGAGUUCCAGCUGGACGCCCCGUGGCCCGAGAUCCUCCAGUGGCUCCAAAAGGCGUCCGUCGGCGUCAACGGCAUGUGGAACGAGCAUUUUGGAAUUGGUUGCGUGGAGUACCAAGCGGCUGGUCUGAUUUCCGUCGUCCACAACAGCGGCGGCCCGAAACUGGACAUUGUGGUGGAGGUGGACGGCGAGCCGACCGGUUUCCACGCCGAGACAGUGGACGAGUUUGCCGAGGGCUACGAGUCGGCGCUGUCCGUUGCCAACCCGCUGGCGAUGCGCCUGCGCGCGCGACAGUCGGCGAAACGCUUCACGGAGGGCGAGUUUGCCAGCAAGUGGCUUGUGCAGAUGGAUAGGCUUGUCGCAAUGACGAAAAGUGAUUGA
Molecule: messenger RNA, 1632 nt
Organism: Emericellopsis cladophorae
Lineage: Eukaryota; Fungi; Ascomycota; Sordariomycetes; Hypocreales; Bionectriaceae
Product: GDP-Man:Man(3)GlcNAc(2)-PP-Dol alpha-1
Exons: 3
Coding region: 1-1632 (543 amino acids)
Biological process (GO): protein N-linked glycosylation
Cellular component (GO): endoplasmic reticulum membrane
Molecular function (GO): GDP-Man:Man(3)GlcNAc(2)-PP-Dol alpha-1,2-mannosyltransferase activity
Source: RefSeq, a predicted model, not a curated record